GGAGAUCUUCCCCUCGGACGGCAAGGAUGUGAGGCGAGCGAGCCGGCCACCGCUCGCUGCACCGGAGAGGGCGCGCUGCAAAGGCGGGCAGCCGACCCAGGAGAGCCCGCGAGUGGAGUUGGACACCCCGAAGGGAAGAAAUGAGGUAGCGGCGGUCCCCGGAGCCGGCCAUGAGCGCGUCCCGCCCGCCGAGACCAGCGCUCCCCUGGCCAGGCCAGCCCGGGCAGUGAGGCGGCCGAGCGCGAGUCCCGGCGUCCGGCCGGAGCGGAGAUGCAGUGAGCCACCGCGGGACUGCUGCGCUGGGCCGCCGCGGCCGCAGCACCCGCCAUCUGACCGCACUUCGGGCGAGCUGCUGAUUCUGGGACCAGCCCAGCCGAGGGGCUCUCCAUCUCCAGCACCUUUAGGGGUGGGGAGCACUGGCCCCAGGGGACAGUCGCUGUAGAGUUUCCGCGAUUUCUGGCCCCAGGCCCGGGAGUUGUGUGUGUGUCUGGGGGCCCUUUUCACCUUCGCUGGGGAGUUUCUGCAUAUUCUCGCACCAUUCUGGGUGCUUUUGCUGGGGCUCCCUCUAUUUAUUUGCACGCGCGCAUCUAGCUCUCUUCUAAGACGUUUUGCUCCACUCCCGUUCCCUCUCAUUUUGUUGCUUGCCUGAGACUGCCCUCGUCCUUGCCCAGGCUGGGGUAGUUCUGUGUGCGCGCGCGCUCUUUCCUCCCCUCCCCCAUUUUCUUCUCUUUUAACAAUUCUACCCUCAACCCCUGCGGGGUUUCUAAACACUAUCUCUCCUCCCCUGCCCCCGACUCCCUACCACUGGGCCGCUCCCAACAGAGUUUUAUUUUUCGGUCUUGCCCGGGCCGAACCCGGGCCGGGGCGGGGGGCUCAGCGGGGCUCGCACCCGGCGCUCCGCCGCCGUCGCCCAGCUGUGCCGGGGCGCCCUUCGGAGAUGCUGCCGUGGAAGAAGCACAAGUUCGAGCUGCUGGCCGAGGCGCCGCCGCGGCAGGCGUCCAAGCCCAAGGGCUACGCUGUGAGCCUGCACUACUCCGCGCUCAGCUCGCUGGCGCGGGCGUGCCCCGAAGGCGCGCUCAGCCGGGUGGGCAGCAUGUUCCGUUCCAAGCGCAAGAAGCUGCACAUCACCAGUGAGGACCCCACUUACACAGUGCUCUACUUGGGCAAUGCCACCACCAUCCAGGCGCGCGGAGACGGCUGCACCGACCUAGCCGUGGGCAAGAUCUGGAGCAAGAGCGAGGCGGGCCGUCAGGGCACCAAGAUGAAGCUGACGGUGAGUGCGCAGGGUAUCCGCAUGGUGCACGCUGAGGAGCGCGCGCUGCGCCGCCCGGGCCACCUCUAUUUGCUGCACCGCGUCACCUACUGCGUGGCAGACGCACGGCUGCCUAAAGUCUUCGCAUGGGUGUACCGACACGAGCUAAAGCACAAGGCGGUAAUGCUGCGCUGCCACGCUGUGCUGGUGUCCAAGCCUGAGAAGGCGCAAGCUAUGGCCCUGCUACUCUACCAGACAUCUGCCAACGCGCUGGCGGAAUUUAAACGCCUCAAGCGGCGGGACGACGCGCGUCACCAGCAGCAGGAGCUGGUGGGCGCUCACACCAUCCCGCUAGUGCCGCUGCGCAAGCUGCUCUUGCACGGACCCUGCUGCUACAAACCGCCGGUGGAGCGCAGCCGCAGCGCGCCCAAGCUCGGCUCCAUCACUGAGGACCUGCUCGGCGAACAGCAGGAGCAGGAGCUGCAGGAGGAAGAGGAGGAGGAGCACCCCGCGGGCUGCCUGGAGGAAGAAGAGGACCGUGCUGGGGAGGGAGACCCAGCAGAGCAGGAGGCCGAGGCGCAGCGGGCGUUGGUGGUGGCCAUGCACUUAGAGUGCGGGGACUUGCUGGACACGCUGGAGAAUGGCCGCGAGGAGGCGCCAGGGGGCGGCGGGGGCUCGCAGGGCCCGGGAGCCGGGCCGCCGCCUCUGCUGCUGGGCAGCGCCUCCGACAUGAAGGCCGAGCUGUCGCAGCUCAUUAGCGACCUGGGCGACUUCAGCUUCGGCAACGACGUGCGCACUCUGCAGGCCGACUUGCGGGUGACGCGCCUGCUGUCGGGCGAGAGCACCGGCAGCGAGAGCUCCAUCGAGGGCGGGGGCCCGGACGCCACCUCCGCCACCGCCGCGGACCCGCCCGGCCCAGCCGACGGCGCCAGCGCAGACGAGCCCCACUCGGGCUGAACUUCCCAAGACGACUCUGUGCGCACCCGUCACCCCGCUGUGGGUCCCUAUCCGUGGUCCCGACAACCUCCCUAUCCCCCGCCCUCGCCCAGGAAAGGGGAAAUGGGGCGUGCGAGGCCCAGAAUUCGCCCUGGCAGCCCCCGCCCCUUCCCUUGCCCCAACACUUUUUAAGUUCUGUUCGAGGCGGGCUCGAGUUGCGCUUGGGGAUGUGGGGAGACGUGAGAGCGGGGAAAACCCCGGCAAGGAAGGAGCGAGGCCGUCCUGUGGGAGGAGGCGAAGGAAGGCUGGCUGGGCUCAAGUUCGCAGAGUCUCUCCUGCCGGCCAGUUUCCUGUUUGUGGGGAAGCUGGGGCCUCAGGAGGAGGGGUUAACUUCCUCCCUCAGCCCCCUGGGAGCGCCUUGCACUGUCAUUGACUUGUCUUGAAAAGAAAAGGAUUUGCUCUCACCAAUGUUUGAGGCUUCCAUGCCACCCCUUUACCCCCCCCCCCCCAGUUCUUUUUGGUGCAAGAGCUUGGGCUUUUACCUCAAGACUCAGACCCUUGAAAUUCUGCCAAAUUCCUCAAAUAACUGUUGGGGUGGGGGGAGAUGAAAGAAAGUUGCAUUUUGUUUACAGUUAAAGACAUCUGAUAUCUGAAAAAGGAGUUUUUCUUUAGAAACACACACACACCCCUUCCUCUUGCUCAAAAGAUCUCACUCCAUGAUACUGUGUAAAAUAUUUUUGCACUGUUGUGAAGUAUUUUUGACAUCUUUAUUUUGUACAUAACUGUGUUCUCAGAGCUGAAUGUUUAUGUCUUUUGCUGUGCAAAAGAAACAUGUAAAAUGUUGUUCAGUUGUAUAUACAGAAAUGUGUAUAAAACAUUUUUGUUAUUUUUUAAAAGUAGCACUGUUCUGGUUCUGUUUGCACGUCAGUGGGGGCAGAAUAAAGAGGAAAAUUUACCAGAACAGGUGAGCCUCUGGAACUGCUGCGUGGGGGGUUGGGGUGGGAGAGGACAUGUCAGAUCCUGGGAUGGCUGGUAGGACUGUCUUUGGCUUGGAGAGAAUUAGGGAAGGGGGAUCCAAUUUAUGCAUAGUCUGGGGCCUUCCUGAACCUCCACAACUCUGGGUGCUGUGUCUGGGGCCAGCCUUCACAAUAUAUCCCAUUUUCUCAUUAAGUUGUGCAAGUGUGACCUUUUCUGGUCUUUCUGAGUUAAUUUUUGGAGAGGCUAGGGUGAAUUCCACUUCCCACUCUCAGACCUGUGAGAUUAUUUAUGGAGGAGCGACUUUCUGGGUCUGCUGAGGUUUUACCACUUCCUUCUGUGGGUCACACUAAUGAUCAAGUGUAAAGAUACCACAUAAUCUUCUUUAUAAACAGCCAAGGAGCUUUAAAGAUGAACUAGAAACCCAAAGAAAGUCCCCUGGGGCUCCCUGAGGAGCAGAAUCAUCUCUGUUUUUCCUGGGAGGAAAACCAAAGAGAGAGAAAAGUUGACAAGUUCUGAUCGUGGUGUGAAUGAGUCAUGGUGCAGGUGGGGUGGUGGAUGGGCAGGUUGCAGAUCCCAUUUCCUUCCCUUCUCCAGCCCAGCAUGACCCAGUGGGGAGUGGUGUGGAGGUCAAGGCAGAGAGGAGCUGUUAGCGCUUGGUCCGGGUGUGCAUGCUUUAGUGUUUUCAUGCUUUCCGCGUGUUUGUUUCUGUUGUAAACUCCAAACAGAUGUCUCUAGUUUGGCUACACCCGAUCAGUUGGAAGUUGUAAUAAGAUGCUGCCAAAACUGUGCCUUCUGCAAAUUCUAUUUUCCCUUUGCCCUUUUGGGCCUCUUUUCCUGUGUUGCAGAAAUGGAUCUCACUUUGCUUUGUUUUCAUCAUAAAUAUGCUCUGUGCAGCUAGAACCAGAGAUCCUAAGGAGUCUGGAAUUCAGGAGAGUUCAAGAUUUUCUUCCUAAUUAAUGGGAGUGGGUCAGGCAUAAGAUGAUUUUUAAAGAAAAGCAAAGGGGAUGAGUGGGAAAUAUUUUAAAAAAUAUUCUGUCUCUUCUUAAGGGCAUUAGGACAAGGUCCAGGUCUUUGAAUCUAUUAUAUUUUUGUUGGUUGAAAGUUCCUAUUCCUCUCUCUGAAGACCUCAGACACACCAUUGAAUGACAUUAAGAAGCCCCCAGGUAGAGAGGUCAGCAAAGUCAAAUCCUGGCCAACCACCCACCCACAUUGGUGUGCCACCACACCAGUGUUCUUGCCUGAUCAGCAGAUAGCUGUGUGGGCCAUAUCUAGCCUGUGUGACGAGAUUUCACAUUUCAAAUUAUUUCUACACAUUGCCAAGUUCCUCUUCUGUUCGAAACUGAUGAAAAGAUAAAAACAGUGACGAUAAUAUGGCUAAUACUUGGGGGUGGGGCAGGAUCUGUGAGUCUUCAUUCUUAUCCAGUUUAUGUGUCUGAUGAGAAUGCCAAGGUUGGCUUUUAUCUGUGACGAAUGGGCGUAUGGUGAUUGGUCAGAAACUUCAGGCAAAUGACAUUUAAACCAACACCAUCAAUAAAUAUAAGGUAACUGUC
Molecule: messenger RNA, 4716 nt
Organism: Microcebus murinus (gray mouse lemur)
Lineage: Eukaryota; Metazoa; Chordata; Mammalia; Primates; Cheirogaleidae
Gene: FAM43A
Product: family with sequence similarity 43 member A
Source: RefSeq, a predicted model, not a curated record